Uncinocarpus reesii 1704 is the source of this 216-nucleotide messenger RNA. RefSeq lists its product as uncharacterized. Lineage: Eukaryota; Fungi; Ascomycota; Eurotiomycetes; Onygenales; Onygenaceae. The record is from RefSeq and is a predicted model, not a curated record. The coding region runs from base 1 to 216 and encodes 71 amino acids. The transcript has 2 exons.
AUGUGCGUCCAGUGGUGGGAAAAGUUCGAGUGCGGAUGCACCUCCUUCGUCGGCAACGUUGAAUCGUGCUCGUCCGGAAACCAUGGCAAUCAGGGCUAUUUGGGAAGCCAGGGCUCCGGCAAUCAAGGCUCUGGGAACCAAUGCCCCAAGAACCCAGGUGUCGAGAUGAGAAAGAAGUAUACUCUACGCCCGGGAAAAUAUGAAAACCUCAGCUAA